AAAACAACGCACACAUACAUAUUUUUUUAUUCUUAUAGACGGCAUUUUUUCUGAUAUUCGUGGAGAAUAUUUUUGUCAGGUCUUUUUAUAUAAAUUUUUAGGGAAAAUACUAAUAAAAUAGACUAAGAAUGUCUAAACGUGCUGCUGACGACAACAGCGGUGUUGGCAGUUCGGGUAACACCGCUGCUAACACCAAUCUCGGCCAACCACCCAUUAAAAAAGUACAUUUUGAGCCACAUCUAAUUGGGCCCGUAUCUACUUUGGAGGAAAUGGAUAUUAAAGUAUUAGAAUUUCAAAAUAAAAAAUUAGCUCAACGCAUUGAGCAAAGAAUGCGCACAGAGGCCGAACUGAGGCAUCGCAUAGAACAAUUGGAAAAACGUCAAACACAAGACGACGCAGUUCUCAAUGUGGUUAACCGGUAUUGGAACCAAUUAAAUGAAGAUAUACGUGUGCUGCUGCAAAGGUUCGAUGCCGAAACAGCCGACGAACUUGAGAAUCGCAAUGAAAAUGAGGUUACGACAUCAUUUUUGACGCAGUUGUCCACUUGGGACAAGGAAGAACUUGACGAUAAACUUGCCAAUCGAGUACAAGUCUCUAAGAGGGCUGUGGCCAAAAUUGUUCAAGUUAUUGACAGAAUUAUGCAAAGAAAUGAAAAAAUUACUAUGUCUUUAAAAGGAGAGCCGUCAACUACGGGUCCGUCCUCAUCUACUUCAGAAACAGGAGAUGAAUCACAGACAGACUCCACUGCUGCUAAUAACAUACCCAACAUUGAAGAGACUCUUAAGCAAACCCACAUUGAAAUUAUGACAGAAAAUUGUAAUUUACAAAAUCUUAAUACUUCUCUUCAUGAAAAAUUUCAUACAAUGUCUCUAAAAAUGAAAGAAUAUCAAGAUGCCUUGACUGCCAAAGAGACAGAGAAUGCAGAACUCAAGAAUCAAAUUGAUGAGUUGCAAUACGAUUUGGAAAAAAUCCAUUGUCGAAAUGACAAACUUGAGAACCAUUUGGCUGAGGCUAUAGAAAAACUAAAGGCCUACCAUCAAAUGCAUGGCGAUCCCAAUAAAAGCUCCUCAACUUCCAAGGGUUCAGGACACACUCAUGUUAGUAGUCAUCAGGUUGAAGAUCUGCAAAAAGAACUUGAAGAAAACCGAGAUUUGGCCAACAAUCGUUUACAAGAACUGGACAAACUACAUGCUACGCAUCGAGAGACCUUAAAAGAAGUUGAAAAACUUAAAAUGGAUAUUCGCCAACUCCCCGAGUCGGUAAUUGUGGAAACAACCGAGUAUAAAUGUUUACAAUCUCAAUUUUCGGUUUUGUACAAUGAAUCGAUGCAAAUUAAAACGAUGUUAGAUGAAACCAGAAAUCAACUACAAACUAGCAAGAAUCAGCAUUUACGUCAAAUCGAAGUAAUGGAAAGUGAAGAAUUGAUUGCACAGAAGAAGGUUCGAAGUGAAAUGAUUCAAAUGGAGGAUGUCCUUGCACAAAUACGUAAAGAAUAUGAAGCUCUGCGUAUUGAAUUUGAGCAAAAUAUGGCGGCAAAUGAGCAGACGGCUCCCAUAAACAGGGAAAUGAGACAUUUGAUAACAUCUUUGCAAAAUCAUAACGGCCAAUUGAAGGGAGAGGUACAACGAUAUAAACGUAAAUAUAAGGACGCAUCGGCAGAUAAUGUUAAAUUGCGCAGAGAAUUAGAAGAAUCGACAGCCAAAUUGGAGGGUACGAAAUUACAAAAUACACCAGGACAGGCAGGAAAUGGCGAAGAUAUUAAGCAAGAGGGUAGUGGGAACAUUAAAGAAGAGUUUCCUGGCAACUCGGGUAAUUCAGCGAAUACCAGUGGCGUGGGAACAGACGGUAGUGUUGCUGUAAAAGAAGAAGGUGCAGCCAUUAAAUCGGAAGAUGAAACUAUGGAUGACGAUUUUAAUAAGGAUCAAAAAGAAGGAAUCAAAAAGGAGCUUGCAUCACCGGGAGGUCCAGAUAAAAAAGAAAAUCAAACCGGAUCUAAUACUUCUAGUUCCACACCUGCUGGUGGUGCGGUUACAGCUGCAACGGCUGUUAAACAAGAAAAAGACGCUAAGGAUGUUCAAAAAAUUAAAGAUGUUAAAGUUCAAGAAUCUGAAAUAGUACGCGACCUAAAAGCCCAAUUAAAAAAAGCUCUCAAUGAUCAAAAAGAAAUGAAACUUCUGUUGGACAUGUAUAAAGGUGUGUCCAAAGAUCAACGUGACAAGGUCCAGUUGAUGGCAACUGAAAAGAAAUUAAGAUCCGAAAUCGAAGAAUUGCGCCAGCAGUUGAAAAAAUUACAGGAAAGCAAAAGAGAGGAGCGCAAAAAACUUGCCGACGAAGAAGCCCUACGUAAAAUCAAACAACUGGAAGAACAAAAAUAUGAAUUGCAAAAACAAGUGGCCAGCCAAAAGCCUCCCGAUAACUGGGGACCUGCUGGGCCCAAUUAUGCGCGUCCCUUUGUAGGUUCUCAUGAAGAAGAGGCCUUGCUAAACGAAAUGGAAGUAACCGGUCAAGCAUUCGAAGACAUGCAGGAGCAAAAUUCUCGUCUUAUACAACAGUUGCGUGAAAAAGAUGAUGCUAAUUUCAAAUUGAUGUCUGAACGCAUUAAAGCCAAUCAAAUGCACAAACUACUAAGAGAGGAAAAACAAAUCUUAGAAGAUCAAAUGACUACACGGGAUACACAAAUAGAAGCCAUGCAUAUAGUUUUGCGUAAACUCGAGGAAAAGGAAAGGAGUUUACAAGCUACAGUAGCUGCUAUUGAAAAAGAGCUUGCACUGCGGCAACAAGCCAUGGAAAUGCAUAAGCGUAAAGCAAUUGAAUCAGCCCAAUCAGCAGCCGAUCUUAAAUUACAUUUGGAAAAAUAUCACGCCCAAAUGAAAGAGGCCCAACAGGUGGUUGCAGAGAAGACAAGUUCCUUGGAAGCCGAAGCCUAUAAAACUAAACGUUUGCAAGAAGAAUUGGCUCAAUUCAAACGUAAAGCAGAACGUAUGAAGAAAAUCGAAAUGGCCGGUACAACCAUUGAUGAAGUUAUGCUCGAAGAGAUCCGUGAAUACAAGGAGACCCUCACCUGCCCAUCUUGCAAAGUUAAACGUAAAGAUGCCGUACUCUCUAAAUGUUUCCAUGUCUUUUGCUACGAUUGUUUGCGUACGCGCUACGAGACAAGACAGCGCAAAUGUCCCAAGUGUAAUUGUGCCUUCGGUGCCAAUGAUUAUCAUCGUUUGUAUUUAACUUAAGCUAGUUUAGUUAAAUUACAGUUAUCGCAUAGGAUGAAUAUUUAAUAUAUACACACACAUAAUAACAAACAUACACAUAGAGCAAGUCAUAGAGAGGAAACUCUGCUGACAUAAAUCUAAGACCGAGGAGUAUUCCGUAAAUCGAUUCUUCAAAAAAACAAAAAAAAAACACUUUCAAUUUACCAAUGUAUGCAUAUAAAUUCGUACCUUUUCAUUUUGGAUCGAGUUGCCGAAUUGUCGUCCUGGUAAGAAUGUAUUUUAAUACACUGUAUGAAACCAAUAACAAUUUAUUUUGUUUGGUUUUUUUCCGAGUUUUAGCUCUAUGCCUUCCUCUAUGCACAUCCCUACAUAAUAACAGAGAAACAUACUCACUUAUAAACAUUCAUACACUUCCAUUUUUGUUUAAUGUGUUUAUUUAACAUGAUGUUUUUUUUAUUUUAAUUUUAAAUCAAACAAAAUAUACAUGAACAUAAUCCCAAAGGAUUAUAUUUUUUAAAUGAAACUUAAAAUUAAUGCUUUAGAUGGACAUAAAGCAAAAAGCGAAUUAAUAAAUAAUAAUAAAUAUAUAUAUAACAAAAAAUAUAUAAAAUA
Molecule: messenger RNA, 3818 nt
Organism: Calliphora vicina (urban bluebottle blowfly)
Lineage: Eukaryota; Metazoa; Arthropoda; Insecta; Diptera; Calliphoridae
Gene: Bre1
Product: E3 ubiquitin-protein ligase Bre1
Exons: 4
Coding region: 129-3227 (1032 amino acids)
Cellular component (GO): nucleus; HULC complex
Molecular function (GO): metal ion binding; ubiquitin protein ligase activity
Source: RefSeq, a predicted model, not a curated record